AUGCCUGCUGAAGCCUACGAGUAUUGGGUGUCUCUGGCAACCCGCGUGGUAAAGGCAUUACUCAGGGCCCUAAAAUAUUUUUUACAUAAUGAUCAGCAGCAGGAGAUGGGGCUACGAAUUUUGUGUCUACUUGCCGCUGCCCCUUUCAAGGUGUUUACAGCUGCAGUGGCUCCUUUACUCUCUGGUACCUUGCUGGAGUUACUCACUGAGCCGCAAUAUCUACCGCAUGUACUAGGUCAUUCACUCUUAGGGAUGCUAUUAAACGCACUGUGCACAAUGGCAACUGCAUGUGGUCAUCCCCUUGUGCAGCAGCAAACGAGGAAAGCACUAUCGACUAUAGUGAAACAGGAGCGUUAUAGCAUUCUGCAAGAUGGUGAGAAUGUUGUACAUGCCUUGGUAAUUUGUGCCCUUGCGUUACCAGGUGAACGCGAAGUAGCCGUCAGAGCAGGAGUGCAUUCAAGUGAGCCAGUUCAAGAUGAGCCUUUGGAAAGUCUUGGGGAUAACCUUACCAUUAUUUGUCGUCGUCUAGUCGCCAUUCAUGUUUUAGGAGGCACCACGAAUGAGGAUGCGGAGUGGCAUCGUGGGUGGAUUGCUUCACUCCGUGGUCUCUGUGCCUUGGUAGUGUUAUCGCGCCAGUACCGCGAUAGAAGUGAAGCUCUGUUAUGCCUGCAGCGUUGCUUGCUAGACUCGGAUAUUGAACAACUACCCGUCACGGCCAUUUCUAUGCUUUACGAAGAUAUUGUUUUUCCACUUACUGAACAAAUUUGUGCUCCAUCCCCUACGGUGGCAUCCACGCCGUCAGAGAGUGGUCGGACGCCUGAUGAUGUUGCCGUGAAUCCGACUUUACCCCAUACGUUUGUGACAAGUCUUUUGAGCUCAUUUGCACCACAACCGACAACAAAGUCUGGGAUAGGGGGUUUGGCAGGCCCAUCCAAUUCUACGAAGGAAAGAAAUCAACAGGUUGCUAUUGAUUUGAAGUGUCGUGUUGUUGGUCUACUGCCCAAAGUCUUUUUGCAUUACGUGAAAUCCCUUGGGGAAACGCCAGAGGUGUUACAAGAACUGUGGCAACGUAUCUUGGGUACUCUUUAUGCUCUUUACACCACUCCGACACAGAAUGCCUCUAAUACCAUGCCGUCUGAUGCCCAAGACACGAAAUGGAUGGGGCGCGGAGGCGGUGUGACGGAGGACGAGGUCGUCCUGCGUGAGGCGAUUCAAGAAACGGUAAAAAAUAUGAUUUACGUGCUUGCAGCGACCCUCUCUGAACCUGCGUGUGAAAAGGCCAUGCAACAGACCCCAUAUUUCUGGACAUCCACCAAGAAUUUGUUGCGUACCUUUGAUUUUGCUGAGCCUCUUCUUGCCUACAUUGAUACGCUUGAUCAUUGA
Trypanosoma rangeli is the source of this 1383-nucleotide messenger RNA. RefSeq lists its product as uncharacterized. NCBI's taxonomy places the organism in Eukaryota, Euglenozoa, Kinetoplastea, Trypanosomatida, Trypanosomatidae. The coding region runs from base 1 to 1383 and encodes 460 amino acids. The transcript has a single exon. The record is from RefSeq and is a predicted model, not a curated record.